UCGGGGAUGGAACCCAAAACCUCGCUAUUGAAAAGCAAGCGUAUUCCAACUGAGCCACGAAUGGUUAUAUGCUCAGAUCAUAGAAAGGUUAUAUGCAAUAUGGUCAAAUUAGGCUACUUAUUCUCGAGUAAAAUCUAAAUAUCUAAAUACCCCCUAAACCAGCAUUCUUAAAUAUCUGAAUUUUUCGCAAAUCACUCAGUAAACAUGUCUCACAAGGAAGAAACUUAUGAUAUCGAUACGGCUUGUUUAGGCGCGACUAUGAAUCCGCCAUUUUGAAAAAUUUCCUAAAACUGGAUUGACAAAAAAAUUAUAUUUAGUCAUAGAAUAUGGUCAUAAAAUUUCACGCGAAUCGGUUGAGAAUUGCGACCUGUAGAGGAGAAAAUCCGGACAUACGAAAGCAGAUUGGCCGAGUCAAAACGUAGACCUACGCUACGCUUCGGUCAAUUAUUGUGUAUAUAUUCUGCCAACAAUAAGGUAGGUAAUCAGUACCUACGUGUUACAUCUGCGAAAUGUAAUCUAAGCGCCUCAGAAAAUGGCGUACCACCGUGUAUAAAGUGAUGUUUCAAAAUAAUGUAAAUGAGCUUAAAACAAGAGUUUUUUGCAGUGGAUUGUUAUUAUAUUGCUUUUAUUAUGUUUCUUGAUAUUAUUAGACUACAUUUUCAUAACGCACAAAGGCAUUUUUAAUUUUUAUUAUUUUUUUAUAUUUUGUUACAUGUGUAUUGUGUGGCAUCUCGCCAGUAGUAUUAAACGCAAUGAAGUGCCGGCACUUCAUUGAGGUGUAGAAACAUUUUGUACUAUAACUCAAACCUCAAUGGUUUUAACUGUUUUAAGAGGUUUUAAUCAUGUUCAUGUCACGUGUUCACUUUGACAAUCCAGCAAUCCGCCUCUAUUUCAAAUUAUUUUUGAUAUAAGUCAAUUAUUAAAACGUAGUGUUCGUCAAAGAGCAUAUAAUCACUACGUGUUCGUAUUUAAAAAUGACCCAAAAGUUUCUAUCUAAACUAAACAUAACUAAAUUAAAGACGAUUGUACUUUUUAAACACACCGAAGAUUUACCUAGUUACAGUAGGUAAUCUUGCAAAACGAACAGCAAACACACUCGACUGACCAUUUAUAGAUAUUAUUUCAUAGCAAGAAAUUUUACGAAUAGUAAUAUUUUAUUAACCGACUUCAAUUUCAUAGGAGGAGGUUCGGUAAUCAGUUUCUCAGUAUUCAAUUCUGUCUGAAAGUUCCCGUUGUUUGCCGCUGCAUUCAGAGUAACUUUGCUGCAGUUGCACGUGUUGCUAGGCAACGUGAACGUCAACAAUGCUUAUAGUCAACAAUCACUACGUCCUACCAAGGUGUUGUACGAAAUGAAAACGUAAAUAAUAAGUGUACUAUUUAUCAAUGUAAUUACUAUAAGUUAAGGAUAAAUCAAACAAAAAAUGGCGUGUAAAACUUCUUACGAACUACAUCAUAACUUCCCUAGACUAGCGGAGGAGACAGGAUUUGCCUUCAAUACACAUAGACCGCGGAUUCACAUAGACUGGAAUAAGAUUAGACUAAUCGAUAUUGACAGUUUAACAAGAGACCGGAAAUUCGCCCUAUUAGAACAGCAUGUGAACGACAUUUUGGACUGCGUGUUGGAGUCAGAAUUUGACGUCCGAAUACUUGACGAAGGUGUCGUGAAACUGUUCCGAUUGGCUCAGCUUGCCGUGGAGUAUCAGCAGUUCUGCCGGCACUACCUCGAUCGCAGCGUGUUUGUGCUGCGACAAGAAAUAGAUACGCUUGUACAGGAACUGGCUAACGCAAAAAAGGAUUUACAAGAAAAAGAAGACGAACUUAGAAAAUCACGAAGAAAAGUAAAACCUCACUAUAAACCCCUUCUUCCUUAUGGGAACGAUAAUAUUGCGGCAAUUAUAUUAAAAACUCUCACAAAUAAAGCAGACAUCUUUCCGUCGACUGUGAGCGGCGAAGUCCCACAGUAUAACAAAUGCCACUUUUGUGAUAAAGUGUUCAUGAACCAACUUUACCUUAAAAGUCACAUUUCUAGAAGACAUGCAAACCUUUUAGAUGAACCUCCUGAAAGAGAUGUAAAGGAAACUGAACCCACAGAAGUGAAUAAAAUUGGCAGCGAAAACAAUAAGCUCAAUGAAGAGAUAAACCAACUAAAAAUGAAAAUAAAAGAAAUGGAAAUUUUAAUUACAAAUAAUAAUAAAGUUUUGGUAGACAGUGAAGUGAUAAAAGCCAAUGAACACGUUGAGAGUGAUAAAUACAAAGAAAUGAGAGAUGUGGGGGUUUACGCUAAUAACGAUGACGUGUUUAAAAAACUCGAAGAAUGGAAAAAGACAGAACAAGCGAAUCACACUAAAGAGAUCGACAUGUUACGUAAUCAAAUUUUCGAAACAUUAAAUAGUUUUAAAGUGAAAGAAAUUGAAAAACCUAUUGAAAAUGACAAAUCAAUAAUUGAUCAACUACAUAAGACAAUAAAAGACCAGGGCGCAGAAAUACUAUCAUUGCAGCAGGCACUUACUCAAACAAAAAUGAAAAGUGAUCAUGAUGACAUGGAACGUAAAAGAGAAAUUGAGGAACAAAUGUUACAAUGGGUGCGGCGGGACGAAGCCCAAUCAAAACAGUACGAAACACUGGUUCAGAAACUAAACGAAGUAGCGAAGGAAGCACGGGAAUCACGAGCAGCGGCCGACGCGGAGCGCCAGCGAGCAGGACAACUGGAGGCUCUUCUGAAGGAACGUCUGCGUCACACACACGCUGGCGGCUCCUCAGACGGUGGUUCGGUUUCCAAUACACAGGAAGAAUGUGAUGAUAUAGAUCCAAUAUUAGACGAACCAAGAAUUAUUAAGGCACCAAACCCGGCCGUGAAGCAUAAUAGCUUAGAACAUCUACAUCGUAAAGCUCAGGAACUACUUAACAUGGACUCGAGCAGUAUAUCUGAUUCUUCUAGUUCAGAAAGAUUUUCCAAUAAUCAGACAGUAAAGACAAACACCAACACAGUAAGCGAAAAGUCUGCAUCAAAAGAACGCGUGAAGAAGUACUUAAAGCAACACGACGAUAAUACGUCGUCAAAGAAAAUUAAUACAGAAACCAAUAAGCCCAAAGCAAUUUCUAUUAAUAAAACCAAUGACAAGAGACCAGUUCCCCAGAAACGAAAAAAGGCAAAGAAAGAUUCAGUACAAUCUCAUCAGAAGGAACAAUUAAAACCAUCUCCUCAUUUAAUUAUGAAGCAACAAAACGGCCCUAUACUUCCUCCAGGAAGCCCUCUCAAAGUGGUUCGCGCAAAAAUUACAGAAGAAGUCAACAGUAGACUUGUGCAAGCCGGCGUGGACCCACUCAAGAGUAAACUAAGCCAGAAUCUGUAUCAAAAGCAGAAAGCACAAUUACAACAGCAAUUAGAAAUAAAAACUAAGAAAUAUCCUGCUUACGAACAAGUAAGAUACACUAUUAUGGCAUAUUUGGAUUCAGAUGCUUCUGGUAAAAAGGGAGAUGUUAUGGUAGAAAACAAUAUGACGGAUUCCAAUGCUUUGACUAAAGCUUUUAGUCUUAGUUCGAUGAUAUCAAAUGUAAAAACGAAGGCUUUAUCUUUAGUUAAAAACAAAGAGGUAAAAACCAAGAAUAAACACAAAAGAUCAAAGUCUGAACUUGCUAAAAAAGCUCUGAAGUUGCUAAGGACUCCGCCUGAAUCCCCAGUAGUUUCAAACGUUCAUCACUCAAGCCCACCGGUUUCUGAUGAAGAUAAGAUUUUUGACAGGAGACCCGAUUACGAGACGACAACUGAAGAUAAAUAUGUGAAGCCUCACCUUAUCAAAAGAAAAACGGAGUUGCCAACUCAAGUUCACUUAGAAAGUGAUUCUGAUAGUCCAACUAAUACGAACCCAUCUAUCCCCCACAGGCCAGCAAGGUCUAUAGACAACUUGAUAAGAUCUCCGGCACGAAGGCCCUCAUCAGCGACUGCAGACUAUAGUAAUACUAUUCUUAAAUACACUAGUCGUAGUAACAACGAUCAUCUAAUUCGUACUCAAUCCGCGACAGACAUUUUGGAAUUCGGAACUGAAGAUGGAGAAAUCAAUAAAAAAGGGUGGAAAACUCCAAGUAAUGAUGAUAUUCAAGAGCUUUUGGAGAUUAACAAAGUACCUAAAAGUGAAAGUAAUAGGUCUAGCCCUAAACAAACCAAAAGCGUUCUGAAAAAUGCAUCUUCGACAUCGUCACUCAAUAAGAAGAAAGUUAUAUUUGAUAUGGAUGCUAUACAAAUGAAAUCAGUUAGCGCGUCGCCUUCACAAAGCCUAACUGAAAAAAGCGAUGAUAAAUAUGAACUGGGGUUGAUCAACAUCGGAGAUGAUGAAUGGGAUAUAUCUAGCAUCGAAAAUGAGCCCAUAAAGAGUGAUACCAAGAUACGCGUGAAUGUCGGACAAAGUCCAAAGAUAGCCGAACUAAAGCAAACUAUAGAAGCUCAGCUAGCACGUCGCAGUGAGACACCUUCCAACGCACUUUUUGGAGGAGUUGACGUAUUAAGAGGGCCUAUGAACAAGUCUUCCAACGUCGGCGGGAGUAACACGAGUCUAGGCAGCUCAAUCUUGGACGAGUCGGACAGUGCCAAAAUAUUGAACCAAAAAAAUAUAAGCGUGGUAAAACCAAAACAUAACGCUGAAAAAGAUGACAGUGAAUUGGACAUUUCUGAUUUUAGCGUUGACGGAUUGACUAAUAAGAAUGAAAAAGAUUCUUUUUAGAAUAUUUUUUAAGUUGUAAUAAACCCUAUUUAUAUAAAAAAAUCCUGAAGACUAAAAAUAUAGGGACCGUACGCGUUGGAGGGUCUGCCAUCGUGUGGCCUGAAUUGGAACCAUAAACAUGUACAUUUAAACAUCAAUGUUUUCUUGUGCAUAGUAGGUUCUGCCAUCUUGUGGGCUACAUCGGAACUAUAAACUUCACAUUUACGCCUCGCGCCAAAAAUCGGACGGCUCCUGUGCUGCCUCCUACAGUUCAUGCACGCUCCGUAAAUGUCAUUAACCUAUGUUUGAAGUCGGUGUCAAGCAGUGUCAAGCCAAAUCUUAAAAACGUCAAACGUCGCUGUCAAGCAUAAUACGAACGCUGGUGCGCUUCGAUGAGAAAGAAAGCUGUCCUUUACUUGCUUGGGGUUAUUAUUGACCAAAACCUAUUGUAAAUAUUAGGCUUGGCACAGAUUCCGAACAUAUCAGUUGCUAGUACGCAUAUUAAAGGGUUAAUAUUA
Cydia pomonella (codling moth) is the source of this 5215-nucleotide messenger RNA. RefSeq names its product cilium assembly protein DZIP1L (gene DZIP1). Gene Ontology annotation, cellular component: ciliary basal body; cytoplasm. Lineage: Eukaryota; Metazoa; Arthropoda; Insecta; Lepidoptera; Tortricidae. Bases 1422 to 4718 code for a protein of 1098 amino acids. The record is from RefSeq and is a predicted model, not a curated record. The transcript has 9 exons. Gene Ontology annotation, biological process: cilium assembly.